This is a messenger RNA of Diorhabda sublineata, 1921 nucleotides long. Its product is annotated as threonine aspartase 1. Gene Ontology annotation, molecular function: threonine-type endopeptidase activity. The transcript has 4 exons. NCBI's taxonomy places the organism in Eukaryota, Metazoa, Arthropoda, Insecta, Coleoptera, Chrysomelidae. The record is from RefSeq and is a predicted model, not a curated record. Gene Ontology annotation, biological process: protein maturation. Bases 102 to 1154 code for a protein of 350 amino acids.
UCAUUGUCAUAUACGAAGUUGAAAAGUAUUUAAACAUCAUAGAAAGUAAGGUUAGAAAAACAAUUGGAAAAAUUUGAAGCUGAUGAUUUUUUUCAAUAAAAAUGGUUGGAAUUAUAGCCGUACAUUGCGGAGCUGGUACUCAUAAUUCAGAUCUUUUUAAAGAAUACAAAAGAUUAACCAAUAAAGCUUGUUUAAAAGCAAUACAAGUGCUGGACAAUGGUGGAACUUCUUUAGAAGCUGUAAGAGAAGCAGUUAUGAUUUUAGAAAAUGAUCCUUUAACAAAUUCUGGCUUUGGUUCCAAUUUAACCUUAGAUGGUAUAGUGGAAAACGAUGCGUCAGUAAUGGAUGGUAAAACUCUCAGCUUUGGAGGCUGUGGCUCAAUCAAAAGAGUGAAAAACCCCGUGGCUUUAGCAUAUGAUUUAUGCAUUAAACAAACAAUAGAUUUACCUUUGGGCCUUAUACCACCUUCUUUGCUUGUAGGUGACGGAGGAUUAGCAUAUGCAAAAAAAAUCGGCUUGCAAAUUGUUAAUCAUGAAGAUUUGGUUAGUAGAAAAGCUAGAAGACAAUUCACUAGAUAUAAAAAUAUGUUAGAUCGAGUAGUACAACAGAGACAAUUAGAUACAGUAGGAGCUGUAUGUGUUGAUGAAUAUGGAGAAGUAGCAGCUGCUUGUAGUUCAGGUGGUAUACUUUUAAAGCGUCCUGGUAGAGUGGGGCAAGCUGCUUUGUAUGCUAGUGGUACUUGGGCGGACAGUUCUGAAAAAACCAAACAACAUUCAGUAGCUGUUUGUACUACAGGUUGUGGUGAACACUUAGUACAAACACUUCUUGCCAAGGAAAUUGCCGAUGAUUUAAAAAGUAGUACAUAUCUAACAGAGUGUCUUCAUCAGACUAUGAAUGAUAAAUUUUUACGAUCAAAGCAUUUGCAAAAUGUGCGGAUUAAGUUAGCUGGAGCACUGGUUUUGCAUAAAGAUAAAACUACAGGUGAUGUAGUAUUGCUUUGGGGACAUAGCACCCAUUCUAUGUUUGUUGGAUAUAUGGGAACAGAAGAUGAAGAGUCAAAGGUAAUUACAAAUAUAUCUAACAAUACUUCAAUGUACAUUUCUGUGAUUUCCUUAUAUUCAUCUAUUUCAUUAUUCUAUGUCUAUUUCUAUUAGACUGUGGAAUAAAUUGAGUUUUGGGAUAGGAACAUUAUACUUAGUUUUUGAUAAGAAUAUCGAAUUUGUGAAUUAUAAUGAAGCUAGAUAAAAUUUAUCCAAUAUCUUGUUAAUGUUAUAUCCAUAUCAUUUGUUUGGUUCAAGUAUAAAUAAAAAUAUAUGAGCUAGUUGAGUUGUUUCAACUCGGACAAAAUUUAUGAUCGUUAAAUCUAUUUUGGUUCAUAAUGUUUGUUGCUAUUAUUUAUUUACUUCACUUUUAUACUAGAAAGUGGGCACAAAAGAAAAAAGUUUAGUGGCAGCGAUGAUGUAAUGGCAAUAGCCUAGCAUAUUGUCUGCCAAUAUACCAGAUUCAUCAUAAGGAAUAUUUGAAAUUCCAAGAAAUUACAGCCUUUAGUAGGAAUGAGGAGAAAAUAGUGAGGUUUAAAUUUUAUCUACUUAAUUUUAAUUCUGAAAAUAGCUCAUUUAGCAGAAUACUAUUUUUUGUUAGAAAAAGUUUCCUAAAUGAAUUGCGUGAUUCAUUUGGUUCAUAAUUGAUACAUAUCAUUUUUUCAUAUUCUAGGCUUUAUUGUCUGUUCUUCCAGAAAACAUUCAAGAAGGUGCAGCUGUGAAUGUAGGUGGGUCAUAUUACCAAAACCGAUAUCGAUAAUAACAAAUCAAUUUAAAAAAGACUGCAUUUGUUUCUUGUUGUAAUUUACCAAGAUACUACUUGUGAUAAUAAUUUAUAAGUUGUUUACGUUGUUUGUGUAUUAAAUCGAAAAUCGAUGAAA